Molecule: messenger RNA, 1595 nt
Organism: Paramuricea clavata
Lineage: Eukaryota; Metazoa; Cnidaria; Anthozoa; Malacalcyonacea; Plexauridae
Source: the annotation of a GenBank genome assembly
AUGUCUGGACCUGUUGGAAGAGCAUUUGGGAUGCCAAACAUGUAAAGUACUCUUUAUUUUUUUUAAAAGUGUUACCAUGUUUUUUAUAUUCUUUGUAUUCGAUAAGGAAUUAAUUUUUAAAUAGAAAUACGGAGUUUAUUAACGACGUCUUUUUCGGCGAGACACAAGGCAGCGCUCGACACAGCAAUAGGCCCGGCCACCGAAGACAGGAUUUCCCUCAAAACCCUUUUGAAGGUAAAGUGUUUUUUAACAUAUAAUUCUAAUAAAUAAUUAUAAAACUCCGUCUGCAAGCAAAAUGAGCUUCCAAGACUCGGUAGUUUUGACUUUUAAAACACAAAUUUGCGUACGGCCCGGAAUGUUUAUAUAAUGAUAUAAAUAAAAAUAUAAAUAAAACAAUAAAAAAAUAGGCAUAAUAUUCUAAUAACAUUCAGAAUUUAUACAAAUAAAAUAAAUACAAAUGGGUAUAAUGUUCCAAUAACACUCAGAAUUUAUAUAAAAACGAAUUAAACUUAUAUUUUCAGACGAACCAGAGGCGGAGCCAUCUGAGGAAAAUGCAGUGCUUCAAGAACUUAGAGAGCUGAAAGACCUCAUGAAGUCUAUAAAAGCGAAACAGAGUGAGAUGGAAAAGACUUUGGUUAGAAUAACCAAACAGCUCGACACAAAAGACUUUGAAUUGGCAAAGUCUUCCCAUGCUGUUAGUUCAUUGUCAAUAGUACAUUACUGCAAUAGUUUAUCAUUGAAUAGAUAAAUAUGUAGAUUUUUAAACUCUGUCUUUUAUUUCAGGCAAAUGUGACCAAAAUAUGUGCUAAAGCAUAUAUACAACUUGGACGGUUCCAAAAGCCAAAUGAAAGCAAAACUGUUAGUGUCAUAUAAAGCAUUCAUUAAAUUAAAAAAAUUAAAUUUUAUAUUCUAACAUAUCAGCAUUUGCUAGCAAUUUCUGCUUGGUUAUAUUUAGGAACAACUCCGUCAAGAAUUUGCCAAUUCCCCAUAUGGUCUCACAGUUCAAGAACUCCUUCUUCAUGCCGAGCGUUUUGAGAAGGCGAAGUUCACCUGCUGGAGAGCAGAGGAAAGGAGAAGGGUAAAGCAUGCUAUCAAAUGUUUUAAUUUAGCUUAUCGUAAGUAACCUUAAGUUACCUUGUUUCUGGUGACAUCUUUUAGAUUCUGGCAGUAGGAACUUGGUCUUCUUUAAGACAAGCGUCUACAAGAGAACUGGCAGCCAAGAUCUGUGGCCUCCUCGGGGUCAAAUUUAAUGUGGUACUGGAAACCACUGUUCAACGAAACAUUGCUCUUGUGGUAAGGACCUGACAAUUGACAGACAUUGAUACUGAUACUUUCCAAUGAUUACCCAAUAAACAUAGUUACCAAAAGGUUUAAAAUCUAUUGUGAUAAAGAAGAAAAAUUAGUUUGACCUUCAAUACUUAAUAUUUUUUUCAUUAUCCACUUUCCAGAAAACAUAUGUUACAGCUGUUGGCAUACACCACUGCGAGAAAGAUGAGAAGUUUUGGCUCUUGUUUUAUAAAUGGUCCGAGGACAAAUAUGGAGCCAGAGGACCCACCCAGAUAGACUGGGACAUCAUCCUCGCGGAAGAGGAAUAA